GCUCGGCUCGGCUCGGUUCGGUUCGUUGUUGGCAGGGUGAUGCCAGCCUGAUCCAGAGCCAUGUCCAGGUACCUGAAGCACUUCACGGUGGUGGGCGAUGACCCCGUGCAAUGGAACAACGACUAUCGGAAAUGGGAGGAGGAGGACGAGGCUGGGGAGAAGCAGCCAGAUGGAGAGAUCAAGCUGGAGCCCCCCAGGAGACACAUCUCCUUCCAGUACAUGAUGAAAAAGCUCUUCAGCUCUCACAGGUUUCAGAUCGGGGUUGUCUGCUUGGUGAUCGUGGAUGCCUUGUUGGUUCUUGGGGAAUUGCUUAUGGAUUUGAAAAUCAUCAUUCCGGACAAAUAUAAUAUUACCCCAAAGGUUUUCCACUAUCUCUCCCUGUCCAUUUUAACCAUCUUCCUGGUUGAGGUGGGGUUUAAAGUCUUUGUCUACCGCCGGGAGUUCUUCCAGCACAAGUUCGAGGUGCUGGACGGGAUCGUUGUCGUCGUGUCCUUCAUCCUCGACAUCGUCCUCAUCUUCCGGGAGCACGAGUUUGAGGCCGUGGGGCUCCUGAUCCUCCUGCGCCUCUGGAGGGUGGCCCGGAUCAUCAACGGAAUCAUUUUAUCGGUGAAGACCCGCUCGGAGCAACAAGUGUCCAAGUUAAAGCAAGCAAACCUGAAACUUGCCACAAGGGUGGAACAACUGGAACACAGCUGUUUGGAGAAGGAGCAAGAAAUCGAGAGGCUGAAUAACAUACUGAAACAGCAUGGACUCCUCAUCCAGCAAAAAUAAGAGGCCAGUUUUCCAAGGUGGGAAUUCUGCUUGGAGAUUGAAGUGUUGGAAUCUUCCAGCUUGACCUGAAAGGUUUCUCUGUCUCUUUGCUUCCUCUUGUAUUGUUUUCUAUGAACAAUUUUCUAUUUGACCUCACUUUGAUCAGAUCUUAGGGUGGCAGAAAUAGUUCUACUGGAAAAUUAAUCACACCCAGUCCCUGUAAACAGUAUUUUUUUCCUUUCUUGUACAGUUGUACAGUCAAAACUGCAAAAUAAUUUAAUAAAGACAUAUCUUAACAAGCUAUUCAUCCAGAAAAUUACCAUUCUUUGUUUGCAACAGACUUGCAGUAUAAAUGAUAAGAACCCAGGCUGAAAAGGUAAGUUCUUCUCCACCAGCUGCCUGUUCAUCAUCAAUACAUCUCUUUGCCAGCCA
Ficedula albicollis (Collared flycatcher) is the source of this 1182-nucleotide messenger RNA. RefSeq names its product hydrogen voltage gated channel 1 (gene HVCN1). Gene Ontology annotation, cellular component: plasma membrane. Lineage: Eukaryota; Metazoa; Chordata; Aves; Passeriformes; Muscicapidae. Gene Ontology annotation, biological process: proton transmembrane transport. Gene Ontology annotation, molecular function: voltage-gated proton channel activity. The coding region runs from base 61 to 771 and encodes 236 amino acids. The transcript is spliced from 6 exons. The record is from RefSeq and is a predicted model, not a curated record.